AAGCGCGAGAACUGCGCGAGAGAGAAUGCGGCGGCCCCGUCUCGCGUCUCUGGGCGAUGCCGCCUUGGUUGGAUCGAUUAUGGUGUACUGUGUUUUAUCAGCAUUUUGCAAAUUAAUUAUUCAGGCAUGACUGCGCGUUGGGGUGGUGGCCGUGUGUCCGUGUUUGUAUUAGGUGCUGAGUGGCAGUGUUUUUGAUUGGGAGCCAAAGCAGGACGUCUGCUGAAGAAAGGCCAAGACCGAGACCGAAAGCGCUUAAACAGUCUAUUUCUUGGAAUCCUGCUAGAUUCGAGUUGCCAUAACGUGGCCUCGUUUUGUUUUAUUAUUCUUGAGCUACCUUUUCUAUUUCAAAAUGUCAUCUCCAUCUGUUUCAAAUUUUGGGUCAAAGUUUAAAAAGAAGCAUAUGCGCCCUAAGCACCAAAAAGUGAAACUAUUCAGAGCAAAUGAACCCCUACUAUCAGUUCUUAUGUGGGGUGUCAAUCACACUAUCAAUCAGCUCACCCACAUCAACAUCCCAGUCAUGCUGAUGCCAGAUGACUUCAAGUCAUUCUCCAAAAUCAGAGUGGACAACUACCUAUUCAACAAGGAGAACAUGCCGAGUCACUUCAAGGUGAAGGAGUACUGCCCGCUGGUGUUCCGCAACCUGCGGGAGCGGUUCAGCGUGCACGACCACGACUACAUGCAGUCGCUGACCAGGGCUGAGGCCACGCCCAUGGACUCGCCGGGCAAGUCGGGCGCCAAGUUCUACCAGUCAUACGACAAGCUGUACAUCAUCAAGGCGCUGACCAGCGAAGAGGUGGAGCUGAUGCACUCCUUCCUCAAGGAGUACCACCCGUACAUCGUGGAGCGGCACGGCAAGACGCUGCUGCCGCAGUACCUGGGCAUGUACCGGUUCACGGUCGAUGGCCUGGAGCACUACCUGGUCGUCAUGCGCAACGUCUUCAGCAACCACCUGCCGCUGCACAAGAAGUAUGACCUGAAGGGCUCCACGGUGGAUCGAGACGCCACCUCCAAGGAGCUGCGCAAGGAGCUGCCCACGCUCAAGGACAACGACUUCGUCAAGGACGGCAUGCAUGUGGAGAUCGGCGGCCUGGCCAAGGAGAAGCUGAUGGACACGCUGUCGGCAGACGUGGCGUUUUUGUCCCGACUGCAGCUGAUGGACUACUCGCUGCUGCUCGGCGUGCAUGACGUGGAGCGCCACGAGCGCGAGCGUCAGGAGGCGGCGCGCCAGCCGGCCGACGAGGAGCCGCCGCCGCUGGAGGAGGAGGACGACUCGUGCGGCUCGGGGUGCGCGGCCGGCGGCGGCGGCGGCUCCGGCGGGCCGGCCAGCGUGCCCACGCCGCCCGACUCGCCGCAGAUUCCUGACCGGCACCGGCUCAGCUCGGACGACUGCAUCGACCCGCACAAGGACAUCUACGCCAUCCCCAGCAGCGACGGCGACGGCACGCCCAAGUAUAUCUACUUCCUGGCCAUCAUCGACGUGCUGACCCACUACGGCAUGAAGAAGCAGGCGGCCAAGGCGGCCAAAACGGUCAAGUACGGCAGCGGCGUGGACGGCAUCUCCACCGUGGGCCCCGAGGUGUACGGCCGCCGCUUCCUCGAGUUCAUGCAGCAGGCCAUCGCGUAGGUGCGGCCGCCGAGCGCGCCGCCGAUCUCAGAGGGAGGGCACGGGCCGUCCCGGGCCGCCGCAGCAGCGGGCGCCGCGGGCUGUGCCGCGCCGGGGCCGCAGCAGCGGGCGCCGCGGGCCCUCCCGGGCCGGAGCAGCGGGUGCCGCGGGCCCUCCCGGACCGGAGCAGCAGGCGCCGCCCGGGCCGGCAGAAGGUGAGCCGCGCCGGGUCCCAGAGCGGUCCCCAGCGACCACUGCUGGUCCCUGCUGGUCCCCAGCGACCACUGCUGGUCCCUGCUGGUCCCUGCCGGUCCCGUCUGUUCGCCGACAGGCCCGGGCCGACGCCAGUGCUGCCGGGCCGGCGCUCCGAGCCCGGCCCAGACUUGUGAUAGGGGCGAGGGGUGGCGGCGCGGCGGCCGGGGGCGCCACCAUUCCGUCGACGGUGGGCCGCCAGACGGCGCCGUCACCGGCCGCGCCGCGCCGCGCAGACGCCCGCGUGCUUUAGUGAUGUGUGCGCCCCGCGGCCGGGUGCUGGACUGGAGAGGGGAGGGCCGCUGUGUGGGACGGGGAGGGGCGGGAGACCGGGCGAAGACUCGGCAGUCAGUGUAGGGAGGCGGGGUGUCGCGACUGGGUUACUCAGCGACUCAGAGGGGGCGGCAGGUGGACUCAGUUUCCGGGCCAGUCAGCGGCCGGUCAGUCCGGAGUUGUCCAGCCGAUCGUGCUAGCACCGCCGCUGCGAACCCAGGACUCAUCCAACGGAUCGUGCUAGCACCGCCGCUUGGCGAUCGACCCCUUGUGAACGGUGCCGGACUGGGGCCGCCGCUUGCUCAGUAGCCGGCAGUCUGUCGCACGCCUACUCUCCUAGCCCGCCUCCAGAACUGUGUGUGUAUGUGUGUGUGUAACUGUAUGUGUACCCUGCCUGCCCAGUCGAAUCUUGCCCGUGCGGCCGGUAACCUCGGCAGGUGUCGACUCUGAGGGGGCUUUCGGCGGCCGUCGGUGCCGAUAGCUGCUGACCGGUGACGAACUCGCGCCGCGGCGCCAGCCGAGCAAUGUGAAAGACAAACAUUGGAGCCCAGUUGUGACACUUGGUAGGUGCGCCUUGGGAUCAGUUGCAUCAUGUCUUGCCCUCUACUCUUCCGAGAGCUUUGAGCGCCGAUUAUUUGCUUAACGCCUAUGAAUAUGUACUUCUCUCUUGGUUGCUAUAAUUCCUCCAUUCGCGGUCGGUCGUGCUGCUCUGCCCUCCUGUGCCGUUCGUUCCCGCUGUCUCUGAUCUGGUUCCCUAGUAUACGUGACAUCUGUCGGAUACCGGGUCCGGUGGAGCGUCUGUGACCCGGACCUGGACCCGGACCCUGUCCUCCCGCUGUAGUCCAUUAUCGUAACCCCAUCGUGCGCAAUAUAUGGGUAGUGCGUCUA
Messenger RNA from Amphibalanus amphitrite, 3016 nucleotides. Its product is annotated as phosphatidylinositol 5-phosphate 4-kinase type-2 alpha-like. Gene Ontology annotation, biological process: phosphatidylinositol metabolic process. Gene Ontology annotation, molecular function: phosphatidylinositol kinase activity. The record is from RefSeq and is a predicted model, not a curated record. The transcript has 8 exons. NCBI's taxonomy places the organism in Eukaryota, Metazoa, Arthropoda, Thecostraca, Balanomorpha, Balanidae. The coding region runs from base 350 to 1624 and encodes 424 amino acids.